AUGUUGAAUACUGGAAAAUUUGCUGGGCUAACAGCUGUCAUAACUGGCGCAUCUCGUGGUAUCGGAAAAGAAAUUGCUUUGAAAUUGGCCAAAGAUGGUGCAAAUAUUGUUGUUGCAGCCAAAACGGUUGCACCACAUCCAAAGUUGCCUGGAACGAUUUACAGUGCUGUAGAAGAAAUCGAAAAGCAGGUUGGUGGUCGAGGUUUGGCUUGCGCUGUGGACGUUCGUGAUGAGGAAUCGGUGGAAAAUGCAGUGAAAUCAACUGUUGAAAAAUUUGGUAGAAUUGAUAUUUUAAUUAACAAUGCAAGUGCAAUUUCUUUAACAGGAACACUGGAGACAUCUAUGAAACAUUUCGAUUUAAUGCAUAAAAUCAACACAAGAGGAACUUUUCUGGUAUCGCAAAAAUGCAUACCGUAUUUAAAGAAAGGGAAAAAUCCACAUAUUUUAAAUAUAAGUCCACCGCUUGUUAUGGAAAAACAUUGGUUCGCCAAUCAUUUAGCAUAUACAAUUGCAAAAUAUGGUAUGUCAAUGUGCGUUUUGGGAAUGCAUGAAGAAUUACGACCAUUUGGUAUAGCGGUGAAUUCGCUUUGGCCGAGAACGGCUAUCUGGACUGCGGCAAUGGAUAUGUUAUCAAGUGGUAUGGGUCAAAAAGGCUGUCGAAAAGCUGAAAUAAUGGCUGAUGCAGCUUAUUCCAUUUUAUCACGGAACAGUGAUGAAUAUACGGGAAAUUUUGCUAUUGAUGACGAAAUCUUAAGCGAAGAAGGCAUUCGAGAUUUCGAUAAAUAUGCGGUUGAUUCUAAUUCAAAGCUCACACUCGACUUCUUCCUUCCCAAAGACAAAUUUUCUGUGAAAGCUAAUAAACGAAAAAAUGAUGAGGAAUUGAAUGAUAACUCAAUGGACAUCGAACAAGUGCUUAUUAAUGCUCGGAAAUUAAUUAAUUCAGAAAUCGUUCGAAAAGUUAACGCGAUUUAUCAGUUCCACUUGAAAUCAGAAACCGAUGAUUUGCAUUUAUACUUCGAUCUGAAAAAUGGAGAUGGAACGAUUCGAGAAGGAAUUGCAGAUCAAAGUGAUGUUCAGUUUGAAUUAAAUAUAAAUGAUUUCCAAAAAUUAUUUAAUAACGAUAUUAGCGCAGCAGAAGCAUUUAUGUCAGAACGACUUAAAAUAAAAGGCAACAUGUCAAAGGCUAUUCAGUUGGAUAAUUUAUUACAAAAAAUUAAAUAA
Dracunculus medinensis (Guinea worm) is the source of this 1221-nucleotide messenger RNA. The record is from the annotation of a GenBank genome assembly. Lineage: Eukaryota; Metazoa; Nematoda; Chromadorea; Rhabditida; Dracunculidae.